GAAGAGUCCCGUUGACAAUUUUUGUUUGUGUGUGAUGAUUAGGGUUAGAAUUUUCUAAAGUUAUGUUUUGUUAUAAAAUAUGAUAAUGGAAAGAAGAAUAAAAUUGAAAACAUUAAAUAGUCACAUUACUUGUAAAAUAUGUAAAGGAUAUCUUAUUGAUGCUACUACAGUUACAGAAUGUUUACAUACUUUUUGUAAAAGCUGCUUAGUAAAACAUUUAGAGGAAAACAACACUUGCCCGACAUGUUCCAUAGUCAUACAUCAGAGUCAUCCUUUACAGUACAUAAGUUUCGAUAGAACUAUGCAGGAUAUAGUUUAUAAACUGGUCCCAGAUCUACAAAAAAAUGAAAUAGCUAGGGAGAGAGACUUUUAUAGACAAAGAGGUUUACCUUGUCCAAAAGACAUACCUCCAAAUCCAGGAGAUGUCGAGGAUGAAAAGCAAGCCAACGAUGUUCACGCAGAAUCAGACUACCAUAGACAAGAUGAACAAGUUAAUGUGUGUUUGGAAUGUAUUAGUUCAAAUUUAAAGACUUUAAAAAGACGAUUUAUUCGAUGUUCCGCACAAGCCACAAUUCUACAUCUGAAGAAAUUCGUAGCAAAAAAGGUUUUAAAUGGAAUGGAAAAGUAUAGAGAUAUUGAUAUAUUGUGCAAUGAUGAAUUACUAGGAAAGGAUCAUACUUUAAAAUUUGUGUAUGUGACAAGGUGGAGGUUUCAAAAUCCUCCUCUAACUUUGCAAUAUCGACCCAGAAUAGAUAUAUAAAUUUUUAAAAUUCAGUUGUUAUUAUUUUUAUUGAUCGAUGAUCUAUGUCACGUAUGUAAUUUACAUAUAGACAUAGGAUCACAUAAU
Molecule: messenger RNA, 847 nt
Organism: Aethina tumida (small hive beetle)
Lineage: Eukaryota; Metazoa; Arthropoda; Insecta; Coleoptera; Nitidulidae
Gene: l(3)73Ah
Product: polycomb group RING finger protein 3
Exons: 4
Coding region: 80-760 (226 amino acids)
Biological process (GO): regulation of transcription by RNA polymerase II
Cellular component (GO): PRC1 complex
Source: RefSeq, a predicted model, not a curated record